UGUGUGUGUGUGUGUGUGUGUGUGCAUGUAUCAUUCAUGCCACAAAAGGGGAAGUAUUAAAGUGUGUGUCUUCACUUGGUCUCGGCACUCUUGAGCAGCUAGCCGACCCGAUUCCUCCCGUUUAACAAGUCCCAAGAUGCUCUCCCUCAACACCUCCCUCAGCAUCCCGGCGGUCAAGGCGAGUAAAGGCGGCGACAUGGAUACGCUCUCCAUCGUCCUCGGCGCGUUCACCAUCCUGCUUGGAAUUCCGGGCAACUCUAUUGUGAUCUGGGUGGCGGGAUUCAAGCUCAAGAAAAACGUCCUCAACGUGUGGUUGGUCAACCUGGCCGUGGCGGAUGUAAUCUUCUGCUUCACCCGAAUCUUCUCCCUGGUCAAGAAGCUCUUCUUGGACCACUGGCCCUUCGGCUUGUUCAUCUGCAAGUUCAACGGCUACUUCAAGUACGCCAACAUGUUUUGCUCCGUCUUCAUGUUGGCUGUCAUCAGCCUGGACCGGGCCAUUUGCAUUUGGUUCCCGGUGUUCACCCGGCGCCACCGCACUGUGGGUCACGCCCGGGUGGUGGCCGUGUGCGUGUGGGCAGCAGCCUUGGUUUUCAGCACCCCUUAUUUCUUCUACCGCCAAAUCUUCCUGUCGACCAAGAACCUGACCAAGUGCACGAUCGAGGAGAUCAAGGACCCUGACGCCAGGUUGGCGCUCUACUUCAUCCGCUUCCUGUGCGGCUUCCUGCUGCCCUUUAUGGUCAUCCUGGCCUGCUACAUUUUGGCCGGGGUGGGCAUCCGCCGGACCCGGUUGUUGGGUAAGGCGCGCCCCCUCCGGGUUCUGGCCCUGCUGGUGAUUGCCUUCUUCCUGUGCUGGGCUCCAUACCACGGCCUGCUGAUGCUCCGGAUGCUGGACAGCAAAAACUUGGUGGCCAAAAAAUGGCUUUACCCCGCCAAGGGCGUGGCCUACUUCAACAGCUGCGUCAACCCGGUUCUUUACUUCUUUGUGGGUCUCAUGAUGAAGGGCCGGUCCAAGAAGUCCUUGGCGGGCCUGUACAAGAGCGUUCUGGCUGAAGAUGUGGACGGGGGGUCGGGGCAGAGUAAGGAAGACUCCGUGGAGAGCGUAUCCCAGCUGUGAUGAGGGGCGGGGGACUAAAACAACUGAUAAUGUGUCGCUGCCUUUGUAUGUUCAAAUGUAAUAAAAAUGUCUUCUUAUCUAC
Molecule: messenger RNA, 1196 nt
Organism: Syngnathus acus (greater pipefish)
Lineage: Eukaryota; Metazoa; Chordata; Actinopteri; Syngnathiformes; Syngnathidae
Product: formyl peptide receptor 2-like
Exons: 3
Coding region: 137-1114 (325 amino acids)
Biological process (GO): positive regulation of cytosolic calcium ion concentration; inflammatory response; phospholipase C-activating G protein-coupled receptor signaling pathway
Cellular component (GO): plasma membrane
Molecular function (GO): complement receptor activity; G protein-coupled receptor activity
Source: RefSeq, a predicted model, not a curated record